Molecule: messenger RNA, 633 nt
Organism: Closterium sp. Naga37s-1
Lineage: Eukaryota; Viridiplantae; Streptophyta; Zygnematophyceae; Desmidiales; Closteriaceae
Source: the annotation of a GenBank genome assembly
AUGCGCCAAGAUCCUCAACCUCCACCCCGCCAUCCUUUCUUUCCCACCGCAUCGUCCUCUCUCCCUUCCACCCGCCGUCGCCUCCCACCCGCCGUCGCCUCUCCUUCCUACUCGCCGUCGCCUCUCCCUCCUCCUCGCCGUCGCCUCUCCCUCCUCCUCGCCGUCGCCUCUCCCUCCUCCCCUCCGUCGCCUCUCCCUCCUCCCCGCCGUCGCCUUUCCCUCCUCCCCGCCGUCGCGUAUCCCUCCUCCCCGCCGUCGCGUAUCCCUCCUCCCCGCCGUCGCCUCUCCCUCCUCCCCGCCGUCGCGUAUCCCUCCUCCCCGCCGUCGCCUCUCCCUCCUCCCCGCCGUCGCGUAUCCCUCCUCCCCGCCGUCGCCUCUCCCUCCUCCCCGCCGCCGCCUCUCCCUCCUCCCCGCCGCCGCCUCUCCCUCCUCCCCGCCGUCGCCUCUCCCUCCUCCCCGCCGCCGCCUCUCCCUCCUCCCCGCCGUCGCCUCUCAAACCUCCUCGCCGUCGCCUCUCCUUCCCUCCCCGCCGUCGCCUCUCCUUCCCUCCCCGCCGUCGCCUCUCCUUCCCUCCCCGCCGUCGCCUCCGGCGACAGGUGCACGAGCGCAUGCGAGACUUGGUUUUUUGUGUAG